This is a messenger RNA of Gloeophyllum trabeum ATCC 11539, 1252 nucleotides long. RefSeq lists its product as uncharacterized. NCBI's taxonomy places the organism in Eukaryota, Fungi, Basidiomycota, Agaricomycetes, Gloeophyllales, Gloeophyllaceae. The transcript is spliced from 3 exons. The coding region runs from base 50 to 1252 and encodes 400 amino acids. The record is from RefSeq and is a predicted model, not a curated record.
GCCGUCUCGUAGCACAUUCUUAGUCUGAUAGUUUACCAGCUAGUCACUAAUGUCUGAUUCCCGCUCUCCGGUUACUUCUGCUCAUACUUCUCCUGCUCAGUCUGGUGCUUCUCAUCCUGCUUCAGAAUCUGCUGCUAGCUCUCUUUCUCCUGCCCCACCCACUCCUGAUGCUCCCAAACAUCGCCGUCGUCGGCGUACAAUGCCUGUUGUGAUCCGGAGGCCCCGUGAUAGCACACCAGAGGAGGAGGGGUCUCCAACUGUAGAUCCUGCAGCUCCUGCUCCAAGUGCUCACACUCCUGCUCCCACCCCUCCACCUCAAAUUACUCCUGCAGCUCCGGCAGGAAAGCUGAAUGUGGAGCCAUCGAUCGCAAGGAAGAAAGCCCAUGCUGUGGCACAGGCUAGGGCUAUAAAACACAAGGCGAAUAUCUAUGAGCACUAUAAAAACAUCAAACCGACUCCACUCGAUCAGCCAUAUCCAACCUUCCAGCCAAAGGCAUAUGCAUCCAAUGUGCGCAAGGAUAGGCUAGCACAGGAAUUGGUGGAUUAUGUAGGCUCAAUAUUAUGCUACGCAUCAAAUGAGUCAUUGGAAGAUGGAGUCUGUCCGACUUGUAUGAAACUUGUUACACCACCUGACACCAAGCCUGAUGAUAUCAUUCUGAGGCGGCCUCAACCAACAUCGCAGGUCAAGAGUGCAAAACCAGGUGUUCAGUGGGCAGUCUUGCACUGGAUAUGCCUUACGGCUGAUGCUCGCAAACGCUUCUAUCCAGAGGAUGAGCUUCCCGAGGACAAGAGGCGGGCUCUGGAUAUGGACGCGAUCCAGGGCCUAGAUAUCUCGGAACUGACUCCGAGUGAUGCUAAGAAGAUCCUCAAUGAUAUCAAGGCAUGCCACCAUGGGCGGGGUAAACUAUGUGAUGCAAUUAUGCAGAAAGAAACUGAUGAACUGCUGAGAGCCAAGAAACUCAGCAAGGAAGCAAGCCGGGCUGAAUAUCGUAUGGGGAGAAGCAAGGCACAGAAAGAAAGGAAAAAGGAGAACAAGGUGAAGCGGGAGGUGGAGAGAGCUGCGAAGAAGGCAGCGAGGUGGCAGAGGGCGCAGUUGCGCAAGGCAGAGAAGGCUAAGGCUGCGGGUGAGGGUAUGGAUGUUGAUCAGGAGGAUAAAGGGGAGGGAAGUAGCAAGGUACAGCCUGCUGAUGAGGACUCUAUCACAGAGCCAGAGUCUGAGGAUGAAGACGACUUGGUGACUACUCAACGGUAG